This is a messenger RNA of Dentiscutata erythropus, 358 nucleotides long. The record is from the annotation of a GenBank genome assembly. Lineage: Eukaryota; Fungi; Glomeromycota; Glomeromycetes; Diversisporales; Gigasporaceae.
AGAAGAGGUUAAUGGGUACGAGGGCUCAGGUGGUUGGGAAAAUUCAUAUACUAAAUUCGUUCAGAAGCGAAAUCGAUCUCCCUCCAACGAAGCAUAUCGUAAUACCGGGGCUCUCAGAAAACUUGAAGCCUUGCAAAAACGACCAAUGGUGCCUGAGAGCUGUGUUGCUAGAUUGGUCCGAGACUUGCUUGGAAGGGCCAAACACUUGAUGGACAGUUCGGUUAGUUUUCCAUCUUACCCUGCAUCUAGAAAGCUUUUGGCAGCUUUUCUUGCAUGGCUUGAAGCCUCGGGAAGAGUGUCGGAAAUGGCAAUAUGCUUGGCAGCAUGGAAGAAAGCAAAAGAGUUAUGGCAAGAGUAG